Messenger RNA from Micropterus salmoides (largemouth bass), 1118 nucleotides. RefSeq names its product coiled-coil domain containing 86 (gene ccdc86). NCBI's taxonomy places the organism in Eukaryota, Metazoa, Chordata, Actinopteri, Centrarchiformes, Centrarchidae. Gene Ontology annotation, cellular component: nucleolus. Bases 115 to 993 code for a protein of 292 amino acids. The transcript is spliced from 4 exons. The record is from RefSeq and is a predicted model, not a curated record.
UUACCAUCCGCCACAGAAGCGGAAAUAAAGCAACGUACACAUCGCUGGCGGUGAUCACACGUGGGUUCACAAGUUUGUAAGAGUAAUGUGGUGAAGUCAUUUUAAUUAGAAAUCAUGUCGAAGAGGCAGACAGCUAUGUCCGAAGAAAAGCCCGGUUCUGAAGUGGGGCACGGGGAGAAGGAGGAGGUCCAGGUUCCGCCGCCGGAGACUAGACGAACCCGUAGCGGCCGCAAAGUGCGCACUCCUGCAGCACUGCUAGACUCUGAAGCCCCGGUGAGGACUCCCAGCCGGAGGACUAGGAGGUCUGUCCUCCAGGAGCUGCCGGCGGUGGAAGCGAAAAACACGGAGGAGGUAACGCGGAGACCCGAAAGUCUGCCCGAGGAGAAGGUCAGUAUGUCCGCUGAACCGGAGCCCUGUACCGUUUCAGAGACUGCUGCAGACACAGACGGAUCCGACCUUAACGGGAGUGGUGACAUUCACCUGUCCGGGCCUGCACCAGUAGAAAGGGGACCCACGAGUACAGAGACCGCCCCAAAGAAGAAGCCUCGUUUGGUUUCGAGUGGAAAACAAAACCCGGUCAUACCGCUGGGAAAACCUAAAUCUGGGAGAGUGUGGAAGGACCGCAACAAGCAGAGGUUCUCAGCAGUGGUGAGAGAUAAACAGUUGUGCACUUCUUGGGAAAAGAAGAUGGAGGCCAAGCGAGAGAAGGACCUGGUGAAACAGUUUACUUUGCAGCUUAAAGAGGAGAAAGCCAAACAGAAAGAGGAAAAGAGGAAAAGGAGAGAAGACAACUUGAAACGCCGCGCAGAGAACGAACGCAAAUCAGAGAUUGUGCAAGUGAUCAGGAACACAGCAAAGAUCAAGAGGAUGAAGAAAAAACAACUCAGGAAAAUUGAGAAGAGAGACACGCUGGCUCUGCUGCAGAAGUCACAGAAGCAGAAUGUAAAGGCCAAAGGGCAAAAAAGUAAUAAGGUUGACCCAGAUUUGACCUAAGACUCAAAUAAUAAAAAGGCAUCAGUUCACUGCUUUGCUUACAUGUCUUAUGUUUGAGUGUCUGAAAUAUUACAUGUACUUUGGGAGGACUUACAUGUGAACCCAAUAAAAGCUUUUGAAAUAGA